AUACCAGGCGGGCGCAUGCUUUGAAUGAAAAGCUGAUAUUGGCCUUUGGAAAAUGAACCUAUGCAUUAACAUGAUCGCAGUCUUUCUCACAGGAGCUACAUGGGCGAAAAAGUUAGCUGACCCGAACAACUUGUUACAAGAUCUGUUCGGCAACCUCAUACCUAACUACUAUUCUCUGAGGGAUGUUUAUUUCACCGUACGCCCGCCUUCACAACCAUCAAGCCCGUGGUACCGCUUCAACCUGACGGACGGAGUACUGGUCGAUAUUGGAGACAAGUUGAAGCCUAAAAACGACAAAGAGACAUGCACUGUGGAAUGCAGCAGAGGUGUUCUGAACGCAAGAUGCCAUUUUAAUAUCAAAGACGCCUCUCUUACGUACACAGGCAAAAUGUCCUAUAAACAACCCGUAGUGGCAAAUUUCAAAUUAUACGCAUGGAUUAUAGAGUUCCAGUUCUACGACCACCGUAAUCCUGCAUUACUAAGCUCGACAAUUGUGAAAACCCUGAGUGGCCAACCAAGAAAGCAUGAUGUACGAGAAUGUCUCAUUACGGAUUUUAUACUGAGUGCGGUGACUUUUCCUCCAUUUUCACAAUUCGACUUUGACGAGUUUAAAACACAUCCUAAUUUGUCAGAUGAAGUGUGGGAGGAGUUUGAAAGGAAACUGUACACUGAAGUUAGACUUAUUGUCAUGAGAACCAUAAAAGGAACGUGCGCACAAGAAUUACACAAGAGGAACGUUAGUGCAGACUCGGCUUGUAGCCACCUUAGUAAACGCCCCUGAACAUGCAAGAAAGGGGCUGAGCAAGGAAACUGCGUUUCCUGUGCUAUUUCGGUUUUGGUACAUAAAUGUUUGAACAUUCCAUUGUCAGACUAAUUUAUUAGGCAAUACCCAUUCACAGAAGAGGUAAUUUCACGAAGCUGGCACUAGUGAUGUUGAACAUCAAAUCUCGCGUCAUGAUUUUGUUAUUUUUGUGUUUUUAAACGGUUCCUCUUCGCGGGUGAAAUUUCGCAACUAGCACCACGUAAUAUAUUCGUGCAAAUGAUUCACAGGGAAUUACGCAAGCGUUAAAAGUUCACUAGUAUAAAGCUAUGAUUUGAUUCAGAAUAAUAAACUGUUU
Messenger RNA from Rhipicephalus microplus (southern cattle tick), 1118 nucleotides. RefSeq lists its product as uncharacterized. Lineage: Eukaryota; Metazoa; Arthropoda; Arachnida; Ixodida; Ixodidae. The record is from RefSeq and is a predicted model, not a curated record.